UUCUGGCUUAUCAUGCAACGUGGUCCUGUUCCUCUACUCAAUCUGUACGGUCAAUAUAUAUAUAUAUCAUAACUUAGUGGAUUGCAUCAGCGCAUUGAUCACAGAACCUACGAGACAGUUGCACACUGAAGUGAAUCAGAGUCCGAUCCAUGAACACGUGACACCUUCUGCCCCGCGGGGCUGAAGAGCUCAACUAUACAUGUCAGUCCUCUCACAGACAGCUCCCUUCAGUGCACUGCACGCUUACUGCACGUACAGUCCAAGGUGAGUCCGUCGUGCCGCGGUUCCUGUCGAGCAGCCGCGUGCUCCUUCAUUAUCUGCCCUCUGACUUUCUCUCCUCGCAUCUAGGGGGAAGGCGGCGUUCACCAUGGGCCCAGAGGAGAAAGCCGCCGCCGCGUUCAACGGCACCUUCGUGCGCCCUGCGAACUUCUAUCUCAGUGGGUUUUCCAGCGUCCCCCAUGCGAAGUAUUACUACGUCUUCCUGUGCUUCGUCUACGUCAUCACUGUUCUGGGGAACGGCGUCCUGCUCGCCGCCAUCUGCCUGGUGCGGUCUCUCCAUACGCCCAAAUACAUGAUUGUGUUCAACCUGGCCCUGACCGACCUGUGUGGCAGCACCGCGCUCGUCCCGCAGGUCCUGGACACGUUUCUGUUCGAGCGCAGAUCGGUCGUGUACGAGGCCUGCUUGAGUGACAUGUUCUUUGUGCUGCUCUUCUUUUCCGUGCAGUCGUGGACACUUGUCACGAUGGCCUACGACCGAUUCGUGGCGAUCUGCUUCCCCCUGCGGUACCACAGGGUUGUGACGAAGCCGGCCGUCGCCGCACUGCUGCUGUUCCUGUGGGCUUUUUUACUGAGCUUCAUCGCGACUUCUGUCGGCCUCGUCGACCGCCUCUCCUUCUGUGGCUCCGUGGCGGUGCAAAGCUUUUUCUGCGAUCACGGCCCUGUGUAUCGCCUGGCCUGCAAUGACACGUCCAUAAAUAACAUAAUAGCGUACAUUGGCUUCGUCAUAGCAAUCUGCCUCCCCCUGAUAUUGAUAGUGCUCACGUACGUCUGCAUUUCCGUUGCCCUGAGCAGGAUUGCGUCCGCAGACGAGCGGCUCAAAGCACUGAGAACUUGUACUUCUCACCUGAUCAUCGUGGCCAUUUUCUUCCUGCCGACUCUGGGCAACAACAUAGCCGCAGUGGUCUCCUACAUCCACCCCAACGCCAGGAUCAUCAACUCCUCUCUGGCACAAACCAUACCGCAGUUGCUCAAUCCCAUCGUGUACUCGUUGAAGUCCGAGGAAGUGCUGGUCUCCAUCAGGAAACUUUACAAGAGAAACAGGCUCGGCAACAUCGCCUCGUCCAAAAUCUGAGUGCGUCACAGUUGCAUAAUUCGGUGUUUUACUGCGGUAAAAGACAGCCUAGCCAGCAACUGCAAAAUAUAUUAAAAGGUUAGAAAGUAAAAUGGAAGAGCUUAGAAAGAGAUCACUGCACAGCUCUGGAAAUUGUACACGACAUGUCUCAUACAGAGACAUGAAGUAUGGUUGAAUCAACUUGAAUUUAGAACACACUGGUCAAUAAACCAUCAGAUUUUUCAACAACAAUCGAUGAUAUUUUUCAAGUGCUGGUCUCAGCGAACGUUGCCGUCAUUUUCUUGGGAACAGAGUUCACAAUCAGAGCAACUCUGAAAACUAGAGAGGCUCAAGUUCUG
Messenger RNA from Scophthalmus maximus (turbot), 1689 nucleotides. Its product is annotated as olfactory receptor 1M1-like. Lineage: Eukaryota; Metazoa; Chordata; Actinopteri; Pleuronectiformes; Scophthalmidae. Gene Ontology annotation, biological process: G protein-coupled receptor signaling pathway. Gene Ontology annotation, cellular component: membrane. The record is from RefSeq and is a predicted model, not a curated record. The transcript has a single exon. The coding region runs from base 368 to 1351 and encodes 327 amino acids. Gene Ontology annotation, molecular function: G protein-coupled receptor activity; olfactory receptor activity.